AUGACCUCAUUGCUGACAAAAAUAAAUGACCUCAUUCAUGAUCUCAUUGCUGACCUCAUUCAUGACCUCAUUCAUGACCUCAUUCAUGACCUCAUUCAUGAUCUCAUUCAUGACCUCAUUCAUGACCUCACUGCUGACAAAAAUAAAUGA
Trichomonas vaginalis G3 is the source of this 150-nucleotide messenger RNA. RefSeq lists its product as uncharacterized. The transcript has a single exon. NCBI's taxonomy places the organism in Eukaryota, Parabasalia, Trichomonadida, Trichomonadidae. The record is from RefSeq and is a predicted model, not a curated record. Bases 1 to 150 code for a protein of 49 amino acids.